AUGUCAGACGAACGCGAGCACGCGCAGCGACACAACCACUGGAACGCACUUGACAAGGUGGCGGCUGACAAGGACGACACGGCGGCGGCCCAGAGCGCGGGGCUGCUGUUUGAGACGGCGCUGCUGGAGAGCGGCUACAGCCUGGAGGACCCCAAGGACUUUGUGUCCCGCAUGUACAAGGUACUCCAGGGGGAGCUGGGGGUGGCGGCACUGGAGGUUGAGCCGGAGGACGAGAGCGAUCUGGGGGGCAGCAGCGGCGGCGGCAAGGACGAGGGGAAGAAGGGCGGGAAGGACGAGGAGGAGGAGGACGAGGAGGAGGAGGAGGCGGCGGCGGAGGACAGCGGCGUGAAGGUCGAGCUGUGA
Messenger RNA from Monoraphidium neglectum, 363 nucleotides. RefSeq lists its product as hypothetical. The record is from RefSeq and is a predicted model, not a curated record. The coding region runs from base 1 to 363 and encodes 120 amino acids. The transcript has 3 exons. Gene Ontology annotation, biological process: protein folding. Lineage: Eukaryota; Viridiplantae; Chlorophyta; Chlorophyceae; Sphaeropleales; Selenastraceae. Gene Ontology annotation, molecular function: ATP binding; ATP-dependent protein folding chaperone; ATP hydrolysis activity.